Messenger RNA from Oncorhynchus gorbuscha (pink salmon), 3377 nucleotides. RefSeq names its product ATP-sensitive inward rectifier potassium channel 12-like. Gene Ontology annotation, cellular component: plasma membrane. Bases 869 to 2215 code for a protein of 448 amino acids. The transcript is spliced from 2 exons. Gene Ontology annotation, biological process: potassium ion import across plasma membrane; regulation of monoatomic ion transmembrane transport. NCBI's taxonomy places the organism in Eukaryota, Metazoa, Chordata, Actinopteri, Salmoniformes, Salmonidae. Gene Ontology annotation, molecular function: inward rectifier potassium channel activity. The record is from RefSeq and is a predicted model, not a curated record.
GAAGAGGGGGAGUGAGAGAAGAGGCAGGGAGCGAGUGAGUGAGCAAGAAACAGUGAGAGAGUGAGAGAAAAAGAGAGAGAACUGCAGCCAGGAGAACUAGAUCAGAUUGCAAAGAUUGAUAGAGGGGCUGUUCAGCUAAUAAGCAGAGUUAAUUUUCUCUCUUUAAUUCUCCAGUUUUAUGGGAAAUGUGACGAGGGACUUAAAUGUGUCUAAAGAUUGUGACUGAAUAGAAGUGCUGAAGGAGUUCAUAAGAUGGGGAUACAAAACCUUUUUUCCACAUUUGGAAGUUCUCAGAUACCUUUUUUACGCCCAGCAGCAGAGGACAAACUGAGGACGGAGUGAUUCAGUCAGAAAAAGAAAAGUCACCAGUUUUUCAUCGUUUUUGUCUUUGUGGGGACCGACUGACACCUGGUGCAUUUAUUGUAUGUCGGGGAAACUCCCUGACUGAAACCAACAGAGGAAGGAUAGAAAACAGAAAUAGAGAUCAACAAUGAAGAAAUUCAAAGGGUUUCUGUGCCUGUGGCUCAAAAGGAUGGAGUGGUUCUACCCUUAGGAAUCACAGAGAGAGAGAGACCAGCUCUGGUGGCUUAAACUCAGAGGGAAGAAUGAUGCUUCAGUUUGGCUAGCUGGUAUAUGAACUAGGAGGAUACUGUAUUUCAGCUCUAAAGUGGGGGAAGAAAAGACCAGGUGGAUAAUAUAAGGCAGUGGUCUGCCAAGAGUACAACACCCAAAAGCACACCUCCACCUUCACCUUCUGAGAUGGGGCUCUGGCAGUGAUACCCCUGGGAAGGGCCUUUGAGUGAUCACACAUUGGGACUCAAGGAUUUCCCACUUACUCCGACACUGCAGCCCGGCCUACGUGGCCAGCAUGAGCGUUGGGCGGAUCAACCGUUACAGCAUCGUGUCGUCCGAGGAGGAGGCACUGCGCCUCACCAAUAUGCACAGCAGCAGCGGUGGCGGCAUGAACGGCUUCGGCAACGGCAAGAUCCACACACGCCAUAAGGUCCGCAACCGCUUUGUCAAGAAGAAUGGCCAGUGCAACGUGCAGUUCGCCAACAUGGAGGACAAGUCAUCUCGCUACAUGGCCGACCUUUUCACCACGUGCGUGGACAUCCGUUGGCGCUACAUGCUGGUGCUGUUCACACUGGUGUUCGUGCUGUCCUGGCUGGCCUUUGGCCUGGCCUUCUGGGUUAUAGCAUUGCUCCACGGCGACCUGGACAACCCGGCCGGAGACGACAACUUCACACCUUGCGUCCUGCAGGUCAACGGCUUCGUGGCCGCCUUCCUGUUCUCCAUCGAGACCCAGUCAACCAUCGGCUACGGCUACCGCUGUGUGACAGAGGAGUGUCCGGUCGCCGUGUUCAUGGUGGUCUUCCAGUCCAUCAUUAGCUGCAUCAUCGACUGCUUCAUGAUCGGCGCCAUCAUGGCCAAGAUGGCAAGGCCCAAGAAACGUGCGCGGACACUACUGUUCAGCCACAACGCAGUGAUCUCUUUGCGCGACAGCAAGCUGUGCCUCAUGUGGAGGGUGGGGAACCUAAGGAAGAGUCACAUCGUAGAGGCCCAUGUCAGAGCUCAGCUCAUCAAACCCCGGAUCACUGACGAAGGGGAGUAUAUCCCCCUGGACCAAGUAGACAUCAAUGUGGGCUUUGACAAAGGCCUGGACAGGAUUUUCUUGGUUUCUCCCAUUACGAUUAUCCAUGAGAUCAAUGAGGAUAGUCCACUCUAUGGGAUCAGGAAAAAUGACCUGGAUACGGCGGAUUUUGAGAUUGUGGUCAUACUGGAAGGGAUGGUCGAGGCAACCGCCAUGACCACGCAGGCCCGCAGCUCCUACCUGGCUACGGAGGUACUGUGGGGUUACCGGUUCGAGCCAGUGCUCUUUGAGGAGAAGAACCUGUACAAGGUGGAUUACUCUCACUUUCACAAGACCUACGAGGUACCGUCCACCCCGUGCUGCAGUGCCAAGGACAUGGUGGAGAACAAGUUCCUGGUGCCCACCUCCAACUCCUUCUGUUACGAGAACGAGCUGGCCUUUCUCAGCCGGGAUGAGGAUGAGGAAGAGGAGGUGGUGGGCAUGGGCAUGGGCAUGGGCAGUGGUUCGUUCAGAGCGUUGGCCAACCUGAACAGUCCGGGGCGGAACAAUCGACACGAGUUUGAGCGGCUACAGACCACCAGGGGACUGGACCAAAGGUCGUACCGCAGGGAGUCGGAGAUAUGACCUCUGCACUACCUGGGGUCAACUUCGAUACGUUGUCUUUCCUUCCAAGGGUAAAAAUGCAGAACAAUGCGCAGUGCCAUAGGAAAAGCUGUCUACUGUAAUAGGAUGUAAAGUACAUGAGGGGACAGUGAAAGGGCAAGCGGGACACUGGAAAAAGUGCAAACGUAUGCAGCAUGCAAAACUGUGGUAAAGAAUGUCCACAGGACCACAACAAAAGGAAAAGACCAGCGAAGGACAUUGUUCCUUCAUGGAAACUUGAAUCUUCAUUUUUUCAUUUGAGUUGAGAGUGUUUAAUGAUGCAUCGAACAGGUAUAAUGACAAGACCAAAUAAUCAGGACCUAGGUGUAAAUAUUAUUGCUUAGAUAAGUUAUGUUUCAUGUGGAGUAAUAUUUUAAAAAACAUCUUUAAAAAAUGAUUUUUAGCUAGUUCAAGUUGCUAUUGGGCACAAAUGGCAGCGUUACAGUUUAAAGCUACAUAUAAGCUUCCAACAUUGCUGGGAUUCACAAUCGCUGGAACUGAGUUCGAUGACACGUUGAAAAUUCCUGUAAAAGUUCACUGCAACAUUCAGAAGCAAUGAGCCAUGCUAAAUGAUCUAACCAUCCACGAGCCACUGAUGCACAACACAGUUUCACAACGUGGAUUUCAUUUGAACCAUUUGUGAUGAAUAGAUAUCAUUUGCACUACAAGCAGAACGUAAGAGUAGGCCCUAUAGUAAUGCAAUAAAUUAAUUUUAUUACAUUUUAUUGUUCAUUUUGAUGCCCCUUGCUUAAAACAUUAAAGUAACACAGGAUUAUUCUAACCUCAACAAAUUUUGAAACAACUAAGUUGUUGAUAUGGAAAAUAUCAUUACAUUUCAUCAUUAUUUUGAUUAUUCUCUUUACAACGAAUCUAUGCACAUCAUUAAUGUUAUCAGGAGACAGAAACUCAAUGGAGAUGAUGCAAUCCAAUCAUCAUUGCAUAAUUCUACAAAGAGAACGGGUUUGAUGAAAGUAUGUCUGAACUCAAUGAGAAUUGAAGGGCUUCACAUGUAAAAAGAAUUUACCCUCUAUUACACUGCAUGACCAAAAGUAUGUGGAAACCUGCUCAUUGAGCAUCUCAUUCCAAAGUCAUGGGCAUUAAUAUGGAGUUGGUUCCCCCUUUGCUGCUAUAACAGCCUCCACUC